Spodoptera littoralis (African cotton leafworm) is the source of this 340-nucleotide messenger RNA. Lineage: Eukaryota; Metazoa; Arthropoda; Insecta; Lepidoptera; Noctuidae. The record is from the annotation of a GenBank genome assembly.
ACAGGCUUUGGACGCCCUGAACAAGAAGGAUAUCACUGAAGUCAAGUCUUAUGCGAAACCUCCAUAUAAGGUCGAAAUGGUGUUGGAGGCUGUACUCAUAUUGCUGCAGAAAGAGCCAACUUGGGCUGAAGCGAAGCGUCAGCUCGGAGACCAGUACUUCCUGGACCGUCUACGAGAAUUUGACAAGGAUAACAUAUCAGAUAAGACGCUGAAGAAAGUUGGCACAUACACUGUCAAACCGGACUUUGAUCCUGAGAUAGUGGGGACAGUGUCGGCUGCGGCUAAAUCUCUGUGUCUCUGGGUGCGAGCCAUCGAAAAAUAUGGCAAGAUCUACAAGUGA